AUGAACCAACAACUCCCUCCUACAUAUCCGAAGCGGCGCACCCAGCCAGCCUACCUUGGAGAACUCCAGCGACCUCCAGUUCCAAUGCCCGACCAAUUCCUUAUCAACGGCAACUUCACCGGCAAAGAGCCUACCAGUACUGCAGAGGCCGCCCCAUUAGCCACCACCUUUUCAAAGGACAAAUUUUGGCGCGUCUGGUGCGAGUCUGGAGUCGAUGGACUCCUCAAGACGUUCUCUGCUGGCCAGCUACGCGUCAUGCUGGGUGAGAAGGUGCUGUGGGGGCUGCUGAGCAAGCAGCAGCUUCUUUCCCUGGGCAUGAAAGACAUCGUUGACAGCAAGGGAGGCGAGCAGGAAGGUGAGCGGAGUUCGGAGCAGGAGAGCGAGCAGGGAAAGGAGCGAGAGGGCGAGUCAGAGCGUGAGCCAAAUCGCGAGCAAGAGCGGGAACAGACAACGCUCGACGUGGCCACGAAAUCCUAG
This is a messenger RNA of Cyphellophora attinorum, 477 nucleotides long. RefSeq lists its product as uncharacterized. Lineage: Eukaryota; Fungi; Ascomycota; Eurotiomycetes; Chaetothyriales; Cyphellophoraceae. The record is from RefSeq and is a predicted model, not a curated record. Bases 1 to 477 code for a protein of 158 amino acids. The transcript has a single exon.